GAUAGUUGGAAAUGAAAAUCAUUUUUGUGGCAGUUCUUACGAGCAUGAGAGUGCUACAAUGGCAAUGCUUACUGUUCGUCCAACUCGAGCUCUUCCUUGUUCCUUCUCAGAUUUUUCUGCCGCACUCCCGCCAGGGUUUCCCUUCUGCUCAUUCUCUCCUUACCUCCCAACACUGGUUUCGCCACGCAGGCUCCGCUCUUUUCGUUGCUCUACGAGCUCAUCGGAUCACCAUAAAUCACCUCCUCUGUUGAAGUCAGCCAUCAGUGGAUUAACCGAGCUCCUUAGGACCUUUUCCCCGAAGAAAAGGAGGGAUGAUUCUGGGUUUGAGGAUGCGCCUUUGGCCGGCAGCGUGGACGAUGUGCUUCAAAUUCUCAGUAUAGAUUACGGCCGUGCUUAUUUCCUUACAGGAAAUUUUACUUCAAACAUUUAUGCCAACGAUUGCUUGUUUGAGGAUCCCACCAUUAAAUUCACUGGAAAGGAUCAAUACUUACAGAAUCUGAGGUUGCUUGUGCCUUUCUUUGAUUGCCCUUCACUUGUUUUGCAGAAAAUUGAGAAGGGCUGUAACAAUGGAACGAACUUCAUUAUUGCAAAAUGGAAACUAAGGACAUACCUGAAAUUUCCUUGGAGGCCUUUCAUUUCAAUUACAGGGACAACAACCUAUGAUUUGAAUGAAGAGUUUCAUAUUGUGAAGCAUGCUGAAAAUUGGAAUAUAUCUCCAUUGGAAGCAAUUGGUCAAAUAUUUGCUCCUGGUUCGAGAGAGGUCGGCGAGUAAUGGGUGUACUUAAAGUAUGUUUACAUUGGAUGCAGUUGGUCAGUAUUUAAUCCUGCUUCUAGAGAGGUUGCUGAGCAAUGGAGUUGUUAUUGCUAAGAAUGCAUUUUAUGUGAUAUAAUCCAUUUGCAUUAUUAUAUACUAUCGUCUGAUGGCAAGGAUUGCAUCUUUUCUUGUAUUGUUGUGUCAUCUUUUUGUUAUGAAUAAGGGCUGAAAGCUAUUGGA
This is a messenger RNA of Phalaenopsis equestris, 994 nucleotides long. RefSeq lists its product as uncharacterized. The record is from RefSeq and is a predicted model, not a curated record. The transcript has 7 exons. Bases 59 to 772 code for a protein of 237 amino acids. NCBI's taxonomy places the organism in Eukaryota, Viridiplantae, Streptophyta, Magnoliopsida, Asparagales, Orchidaceae.